AUGCAGAAGCUAAAAGAUGAGAUAAGGAAUGUGGUUAAUGGUAGAACUCGCAUAACUGAGGAAGAUUUAAACAGCAUGCCUUAUUUGAAAGCAGUGAUUAAAGAAAGUUUUCGAUUACAUCCCCCAGUUCCCCUUUUGCUUCCAAGGGAAUCCAUGGAAGAUGCCAAAGUGAUGGACUAUGACAUUGCAGCAGGCACAGAAAUAAUAGUGAAUGCAUGGGCAAUAGCAAGAGAUCCUUGUUACUGGGAAAAUCCUGAAGAGUUUGAAGCAGAAAGAUUCUUAAAGAGUUCAAUAGAUGUGAAAGGACAUGAUUUUGAAGUGAUACCAUUUGGAGCAGGAAGAAGGGGUUGUCCAGGAAUAAUGUUUGCCAUGAAUGUGAUUGAGUUGGUCAUAGCAAACCUUGUUCAUCAGUUUAAUUGGGAAGUGCCAAGUGGAGUAGUGGGAGAUCAGACACUCGACGUGACUGAAACUGCAGGGUUGACCAGUCAUAGAAAAUUUCCUAUCAUAGCAUUUGCGUCCUACCAUGCAUAAGUUGAUGUUAAAGAUAAACAUAAACAUAGUAACUUGAAAGAAAAAUAAGGGACUAUAUUCUCAACAUUCAUAGCAAAAUCUAGGGUUAUAAUAGGUCGGUUUAUCUAGUUAUUGUUAUUUUGUUAUUGCAACUAUUUGUUGUCGUCAAUUUUUACGUGUAAAUCAUAUGUACGUAAUGUUUGAUUAAGUGAUCUUU
Vigna umbellata (rice bean) is the source of this 727-nucleotide messenger RNA. Lineage: Eukaryota; Viridiplantae; Streptophyta; Magnoliopsida; Fabales; Fabaceae. The record is from RefSeq and is a predicted model, not a curated record.